UUCCUUAUUUGUUUGAGCACCGUUGGUACAUUACAUAAUACUAAAYCAAAUAACACUUUUGUAACUGUGCUUUUUUUUAUUUUAUUUCAUUUCAAAGCAGAGUGGGUUUGUCCUGCUGGCGUCCAGAGGGAGGUGGUGGUGGACGGCUACUUCCUGCGGCUCCGUCUCUCUCUCAGCACAGGCUCCGCUCCGCUCCGCUCCGCUCCGACGGAUGAAUCAGCUCCACGUUAGCACGUCAGCUAACGGCGCAGGAUCAGCGACCGAGGCGGCGACAGCCAUGAGAAGCCGCUGGAGACAGUGAAAGUUUUAUUUUUUCCAAGUUAUCUGCCCCCCCACACAAAGGAGCUUCGCUUAUCAUGCCGUGGCCUCCUCGAGGGGAAACUUUUCUGUGGAAUUAAAUUUCUCCCUGGGAGCUAGCUCGGGCGCUAGCAUUUGGGCUACAAACUACUUUCUAAUUGGCUUUCGGCUCGAUGGCUUGUUUUUCUCUGUCAUAGCGACGGCUUGGGGGAAACUGGGAGAGGCUCUGCAUGAACUUCAUGACAAACCAAAGCCGGGCACUGAGGCGUACCUUCGGAAAACUUGACUGGUGAGGGACCGAGAAACCAUGAAGAAGCAGUUCAAUCGGAUGAAGCAGCUCGCCAAUCAAACAGUUGGCAGAGCGGAGAAGACAGAAGUCCUCAGCGAUGACCUCCUACAGAUUGAGCGGCGCAUGGAGCUGGUGCGUGUGGUGUCCCACAACACACACAAAAAGAUGGUGUCAUGUCUACAGGGGCACAUUGGUGCAGAUGCAGAGAAGAGACAUUCCGUUCCACGCCUCUAUACAGGAAAUGGUCAGAAAAAGCUUCCUCUCACUUCACUGUCCCAGGCAAUGGUGGAGGGUGGAAACCAGCUGGGAGAGGACUCCUUGAUAGGGAAGAUGAUGGAAGUUUGUGGAGAGGCUGAGAAUCGUCUGGCAUCAGAACUGAUGCAGCACGAGCUCCAGAUAGAGAAAGAUGUGCUGGACCCACUUAGCCAGCUUGCAGAGGUAGAGAUUCCCAACAUCCUGAAGCAGAGGAAACAACUGGCCAAGUUGGUGCUGGACUAUGAUUCUGCCAGAGCCAGGUGGUUGCAGGCGACCAAAUCAAUAAUCUCAGGAACAAACACUCAAGCACUGACAGCCAAGGCUGACCUGCUCAAAGAGGAGGUGGAUGAAGCUAUGAACAAAGUAGAGCUCUGCAAGGAUCAGCUUGCAGCAGACAUGUACAGUUUUUUCUCGAAAGAAGGCGACUAUGCCCACUACUUUGUGACGCUCUUAGAAGCUCAGGCUGAUUACCACAGGAGAUCUCUUACUGUCCUGGAGAGUGUCUUACCCACCAUCCAGGCUCAGCAAGACUCAUGGAUGGAGAAGCCGGCGUUUGGCACUGCUCUGGACGAUCAUCUGAAAAGAAGUGGACGAGAGAUUGCUCUGCCCAUAGAGGCCUGUGUCAUGAUGCUUCUAGAGACAGGCAUGAAGGAGGAGGGUCUGUUCAGAAUCGCAGCUGGGGCUUCUAAGCUAAAGAAGCUAAAGGCGGCGCUGGAUUGUUCCACUUCACAACUGGAGGAGUUCUACUCGGACCCUCACGCUGUGGCUGGAGCUCUGAAAUCCUACCUGAGGGAACUCCCCGAACCUCUCAUGACCUACCAGCUUUAUGACGAAUGGAUCCAGGCGUCCAGCGUGUCAGACCCGGACAAACGGCUGCAGGCUCUGUGGCUCGUGUGUGAUCAACUACCAAAGAACAACAAAAACAAUCUGAGGUAUCUGGUGAAGUUUUUAACCAGGCUAGCUCAGGAGAGUGAGGUGAACAAAAUGACCCCGAGCAAUGUCGCUAUCGUGCUGGGACCCAACCUGUUGUGGGCCAAGACUGAGGGGAGUCUGGCUGAGAUGGCUGCAGCCACGUCGGUGCACGUGGUGUCCAUUAUUGAGCCCAUCAUCCAGCACGCUGACUGGUUCUUUCCUGAGGAUGUAGAGUUCAAUGUGUCGGGCAUGUUUGUGAUGCCCACACCUGCUUCCAGCCACAACAACCCAGUGGAUUCUGACUGCAGCACCRUAGAGAGGAAGAGGCCCGGCAGCAUGGUGGGACCAGAGACCGACGCCACGCGCAAAGACAACACCUCUAACAAGCACUCGGACCACACCCUCCGUAGAGGCAGUAGCACCUUAGGUAGAAAGCAGCACACUUCACCUGCCUUCCAGCCUCCUUUACCCCCGCUGGAGGCUCAGGGGCUGGGACACGGGGUCCCUCAGCCCUCGGCUGAACCCCAGCCUGGGGGUUCAGGGUUUGACACUUCGCAGCAUAGCUUGGCUCAGAGUCUGGCAGCUCUGGCAGCUGCUCAGCAGCUCCUCGCCCAGCAGUCAGAGGAGUUCAGCAACCCAAAGCUGCGUGACCCCACCCCUGUGCUUCAGAGGAAUGGCACUGGUGGAGGGGGCCCUGCAGCAGCCUCUGGGACCGGAUCUAUGGGACCCAGUCCACAUAUGAUGCGUCGAGGUACCAAGAAACAAGCUCCCGCACCUCCCAAACCAUCAAACCCCCCUCCCAGCCAGCCCAGUAACUCAACAAACCACGCCUCCUCCUCGGGCUCGUUCCAGUCUCUCAGCCCCAUCUCCAGACCCCCGCCGAGCCACUCCCCCACCUCCCCCUCCUCUCCCACCCCACAGCCGUGCGCCACCCCGAGGCGCCACUCCAACAACCAGCCCCCCAUCCAGGCUCCGAGCCACCCGCCUCCGGAGCCUCCGUCACAGACCAGCCCCCCGGCGCAGCCCGCAUCCCUGAGCCAGGCUGUCGCAGACCAGCAGAGCUCGGAGCCCUCGCCUCCGGGUACCCCGACCCCGCCGGACACCCCCCCUCCACCCUCCACCGCCGGCCAGGAGGUYGCAGCUCCUCCGUCCCCGUCUCCCUAUCAGUCGGGCUCGCUGCCUCGACCGCGGCCGGUCCCCAAGCCUCGGAACAGACCCAGCAUCCCCCCGCCCCCCCAGCCCAACCCAGCGAGCAGCGAGACCAACGGAAUCUGCUCCUCUGCGUACAAAACGAUGGACCCGACGCUGUCCUUCAAGGGACUCAGUCGAGCUUUAGUCCCUGAGCUCGCUGUCGACCAGCAGCCAGCGACCGCCUCACCCUUUCUGCCUCAUCCCAAAGACUGUGACCUGGACACGGAGAGCACCGUCCUAUAAGGAGACGCUGACCGGGUCUCGUUUUUCACCGCGGCUCAUCUCUGCAGCCCUGAGCUGAACAGUGAAGCCCUCACAUCAACAAAGACCUGUAUGUUCAGAACCAAAGGAUCUACACUGCGUUUGUUUUAUGUGGGAAAAAAAAUACAAACACUUCUCUACUCCUCAUUAGCUGCAGCUCUGCUCACAAUCAUUCACAGCAGAUGUGCCGUUAUCCGCUCUGCCUCACCGGUUCAGUUGUUUACCAACAGAUCCUGGGUGCUGCCAGAUGCGGGUUGUGUGACACACACACACAAUCACGCUGCCACAUUUUGUCUUCAUAAAACACAUCCUCCAGAAGAAGCUCGAGACAAUCAGAGAGCAGCAGAGUGGGCUGACAGAUGCCGCAGAGCCAAAACGCAGACAAGACCCCUUCRCAGAGCAGCGUGAGGCGUUUUCUAUGUUGCGAUUAAAAAGGCCUUAAAAUAAAAAGGUAGGUGUGUUUCUACAGCACAGGAGGUGAGGUUUGCCAGUGAGUUAGAAACCAAAACUGUUAAAGUGUAGCAGGUGACUGCAGGUUUCCAGUCGCCUCACUUGAUUUAGCCUCCCACCGUUUCCUCGCUCUUCUAUUUAUUUACCAGCCUGAAAACACACACAUUCCCUGUGGCUUGUCAGAAUGAAUGCAGUUGAAUAGAAAGCAUGCCUUAUCUGUUCCUCCCCGAACCASAAACAGAGCGUUAUAUUUACUGUACGGGGGGAAUCUUAUUAGUUACUGCAGUAUUUYUAAAAACACAGCGAUGUUUCAGGGAUGUGGGGCUGGCGGCUUGACUCCUUUAAUAGGUAUGGUGUCUGGUUGUUGUCUUGUUCCGGUGGAGUUGUGUAUUUAUGUCUUUGGGUUUGUAGCAGGGUGAGCCCCCCCAGCCUGAACAGUAGUCAGUAUUUUUGCCUUUUCUGUUCCUCCGUCUGCUGCAGUGUUGUUCUGUCUGCAGGAGACGUUAGGGCGGCGCAGAGUGAAUGUAAGGACAGUUUCUCCCUCAGUCUCACCGACCUGAGCAGAAAGAUGCAGAAACAGCUGAGGUUGCACUUGUCCACAUUAGGUGAGCUGUUGUUUGUGAAUUUUGGGGGAGGGAUUUUUAUUUUAAAAUAUUUUUUUCUUCUCUCUUUCUCACUGAGCUAAGAUCACACAAAAGUCUUGGUAGUGACGUGAGGUUAGAUUUAUACCAGGUCAAAAACGUUUUUUUUUUGUUUUAAAUGAGUUUGAUUUCAUGAGGCCAAUAACGGUACCAGUGGAGAAAAGCUUGGAUGCUGCAGAGUCCUUUUUUCUAAUUUUUUCCCCUCCUGUAACCUUGUUGCCUUAUCUGUCGAGCUUGGCCACUGCAGGGCUCUUUAAGACAAAAUGCCAUUAAAUGAGAAAUGAUGAUGCUGCAUUUUGAAGCUCUAUAGUUUUGUAUGUAUGCUGUUUGGUGAGUUUAAAUAAGGAAGACAAAAAAACUGUAAUAUGAAGCUUGAUAUUACCCCCUUUCCAAAGAAAAUAAAGUAUAUGAAGUUAUAAAUCUA
Messenger RNA from Austrofundulus limnaeus, 4720 nucleotides. RefSeq names its product Rho GTPase activating protein 17a (gene arhgap17a). Gene Ontology annotation, molecular function: GTPase activator activity; protein binding. Bases 605 to 3187 code for a protein of 860 amino acids. The record is from RefSeq and is a predicted model, not a curated record. NCBI's taxonomy places the organism in Eukaryota, Metazoa, Chordata, Actinopteri, Cyprinodontiformes, Rivulidae. Gene Ontology annotation, biological process: signal transduction; positive regulation of GTPase activity; regulation of actin cytoskeleton organization. Gene Ontology annotation, cellular component: cytosol; intracellular anatomical structure; cytoplasm. The transcript has 21 exons.